This is a messenger RNA of Petromyzon marinus (sea lamprey), 1256 nucleotides long. RefSeq names its product beta-galactoside alpha-2,6-sialyltransferase 2. NCBI's taxonomy places the organism in Eukaryota, Metazoa, Chordata, Hyperoartia, Petromyzontiformes, Petromyzontidae. Gene Ontology annotation, biological process: sialylation. Gene Ontology annotation, cellular component: Golgi apparatus. The record is from RefSeq and is a predicted model, not a curated record. Gene Ontology annotation, molecular function: beta-galactoside alpha-2,6-sialyltransferase activity.
AUGCUGCGGUGCAAGCAGGCGGACGUCGCCAAGAAGCUCUCCUCCGGAUACGGGCGCUUCUGCCACGCGAGGUUCCGCCACGCGGAGCCCCGGGACGAACUGGAGUUGUGCUGCAUGCCGUGGCGCGAGCCCGCGGAGAUGUGGCUCCGGGUGGGUCCCAAAUCACUCCUCGCUCUCACGGUCACCGCCACCUGCCUGCUGAUGCUGCUCGCGCUGCUGCUGCUGCUGCCGGCGCCCGGCUCCAGGAGAGCGACGGCGCCCCUGACCCCCCGCGCGCGAGACCCGACCGACGGGAGGACCCAAGCGCCCUCCGAGGGGCCGGGAGGGUCCCGCGGAGCGCCGUCGGGCCCCGUGCACGUGGAGAUGACCCGGGCGUGGGAGCGCUGGACCCGUCGGCGCAGCGACGGCGCAGGCACGACGCCCCCCCGGGGGCAGCUGCUGUGCGCGCUGCGGGAGCUGUCUCGGCGCGGCACCGAGGUGCUGCGGUGCCACCGGGCGGCCGGGGCGCCGGGGCGCGACGCGCUGCCCGCGGUGUCCCUCGCCCGGCAGCUGGCGGGGAGGUGGCGGCGAUGCGCCGUGGUGAUGAACGCGGGCUCCCUGCUGCGCGCUCAGCUGGGAGCGGAGAUCGAUGGCCACGACGCGGUUAUGCGCUUCAACUCGGCACCCACGGCCGGCUAUGAACUUCACGUGGGCACCAAGACCUCCAUUCGCCUCAUCAACUGGCAGAUCGUAAAUCAGGAGGAGUUCGACUUUGAGACGAGCGAGCUGUACAGAGACAUCAUUCUGGUCUUGUGGGGCCCCCCUCCAUAUACCUGCACUGAGAAAAACCAGCGGCAGUGGAAGGGCCAUGUGAAUAUCACGUUCCCAGCGUUCGACGCGUACAUGAAGCGCAGACGCGAGCGGCCUCGACAGCCGUUCUACCUUCUGCACCCGUGCUUCCGCCGGGGUUUGUGGGAUCUGAUGCAGAGCAACGUGGGGCACGGGGAGCACAUCUUGGCAAACCCCAUCUCGUCGGGGCUUCUGGGCAAGUUUUACGAGAAACGCGUGACGUGCUGACGGGCUGACGUGCCGAUAGGGCUCGCAACGAUGUCGCCUUUACUCCUGUUUAGGAGUCAGAAACGGGAAGGGUUUUUCUUUACAAUUGCAGCAAAGCGCCUGAUGAAGCUGGUUGUUCACAUCACCAGCAAAACAUCACACAGUACUCAAAGUUUAAAUGUCGUGGGUUUAGUCUCCAACACACCAGUGUGCUGAAGUAG